Molecule: messenger RNA, 4142 nt
Organism: Argiope bruennichi
Lineage: Eukaryota; Metazoa; Arthropoda; Arachnida; Araneae; Araneidae
Exons: 4
Coding region: 182-1597 (471 amino acids)
Source: RefSeq, a predicted model, not a curated record
CGAUAAAUAAUUUUCCUAAAUUUUUACUUUUGAAACAUGUCAUUUCUGACUCAUAUUUUCAUAUUCGAUACAUCAAAGUUUGACUUUUUCCCGCUUUCGCUUUAUUGUGGAAUCUUUAGAGAGUGAUCUCAAGUCCUUGGUAGGAGUAACUGAAGUUGGUAGUAGAAAACCUAACAAAAGGAUGGGUAGCUGGAUUAUAGAAAUUGCUGCAAAGAAAACAAGACCAGAGGAGAUAAUGGAUAAUGAAGAAGAACUCCCUGAUGAUUUGACUAAUGAUAAACUGCAUCAACAGUCAUUGGAGAGCACUGAUAAUAAUUCUCAGCUUUUACUUAGAGAAAGUUUGAGUAGCUUUCAAAAUCUUCUUGCUUCUGCAUCUGAUACUACCAUAAGAAAUUUUCCGAGAGGGAGUGAGAAACGUGUACUAAAUCCUGAUAUCCUGUGUUUUUCUAUGAAAAAACUUAAACUGAGUGAAUUUGAACCCCUAAAGCUCCCACAGGAUGAUGGAAGCUUUAUUGUUGAUCAACAAUUGAUUUCAAAAGCGGAAUCCUCACUUUUAGAGAAAUCAGAAAACUUAUGUGCAGCUGAAGAUCCUACGAUAUUUGACACUUGUGCAUCAGAUUCCUCAACUGAUUUAAUUUCCCUCGGAAAUGGUCUGCAAUCUGAUCUUGUCACCUUGCCUGAUGAAUCAAAUCAAAUCAAGUCAGCUGGAAACAAAGAUCAGCUCUGUUCAGUAGAAAAUUCAGAUGAAAACUUGAAAGAAAAAAGCAGUUUUAAUGCUAAUGAUGAUUUAUCUGUGUUAUUUGGUCUUGUUGACAAUGAUGAACAUGAAGAACUUUCAUUUGCAGAAAGCAUAUUUUGUUCAAAUCUUCAUGUUGAUGUUUUCUCGGAAGAUGAAGUCAUUUUCAGAGCUUUAAGAAAUGUUUUUAAGAAGAAACUGAAGAAUUUUACCAACCAAACUGAAACCCUGGACAUCCACCAAACGUCUGAUAAAGAUGAGUUUAAAAAUCAUAGCAAACAGUACAGUCAAGACUGCGCAGAAUUGGAUAUAUUUGAGGAUCGAAGCAAAAAUACAUGCUUAAAUUCAAAUUCAACAUCAGAAGCUCAAUGUCAGGAACUGAAGACUACAAAAGAACAUGUGGCAUGCCCACCAAUGAGUUCAACAAAUGGUACAAAAGAAAAGAAAUGCACAAUUAACUUUCCAUCAUCUGUUUCUUUCAAUGAAAAAGUUAAGGAACAACUUCAUGUUGAUAAAAUAACAAAAGCAGUUGAAUGUUCCAAAUCCUGUUCAUCUGGCAAAGAAGGUGGGUCAAAACGAAGUUCUGAUGAUUCUAAAGAGAUGGAAGAAAUACCUUCACUUCUAUCAUUCAUCCAAAAGUCUGGCCCAGAGACUAUGAUCAAAAGAUUAACCAAAAAUAGAAAAAUAAAUCUUUUGGAAGCCAGUCAAUUGCCAUCUUUUAAAAAAAGUGUUUCGAUUGAUUCUCCAACAGAUCAUAUUUUCCCGAUGGAUAUGGAAAACAUAAUGAAGUUGUUCGAAACAGCUCCUGCUGAAUCGAAGAUAUCUGGUAGUGCAAAUAAUUCUACUAAUGGAACUAAGUAACUUGUUGAAAGGGAUCCUCGUGUAUUUAAUGAUGAUAUAAAAAUGGUUAGUUUAGAAUAUGAAUGUCUUUUAGAGAGAACAGCAACACAUCUUUUUCCUUUUGUCUCCUAUUUGAAAAGCUUUCUUUCUGAAGAUUUUUCCUAAAAAAAAUCAAAUUGCAAGUUUUUCCCUUUUUUUACUGUUUUAUUAUAUGAAGUAUAUUUUUUUGGAAUUGUGGAAUUUCUCAAUAGACUACAUCACACUGUUCAUUUCAGUAGUCUGAAACGACACAUUUUUUUACGAUCUUAUUAAGGGGAGAUAUGUGAAAUGAUGAGAGCAUUUACAGAAUACUUUGUCAUUCUUUGACCUUGAUUUUUGCCCUAUUAGAUACUUUUUUGUUCAUUUUUUUUUUUCACGUGUGUUUGAGUAUCAUGUCAUUUUUUACAGUAUUAUUUUAAUUCAUUCUGCGAAUAAUCUGGUUUUAUUUUAUUAUUACAUGCAAAUAUCUCUUCCUUUCAUCUUUCCUCUCACCCCUAUUUUGAUGUAUUAAGUCCAUCCUAAUGCAUGCACAAAAGCGGUAAGUGUUUUAGAAUUCGUUGUCAAACAAUAAAUUACAUGUAUCUAGGGAUUGCAAUACCGGACCAGAAUUUCAAUACCGGUAUUCAGUAUUUUUUAUACUUUAAUACCGGGAUACCGGUUUUAAUACCGGUAUUAGAAAUUUUAGAAAAAGAAAGAAAACACAGGUGUUUCUUUGUUUUAUUUGUCAGUUUUUUUAGAGAGUGUAAAUAUUACAAAAAAUAAUUUCUAAUUUAUAAAUUAUAACAGUAUAUAAUCACAAAAAAGUAAAGGAACGUCUUAUUUAUUUAAAUCGCAAAAAAAGUGUAAAUAUCACUAUUCAGUCUGUGGUAUUAUUACAAAUUUAGGAAAUAUGAUCUUAAAAAACAUAAUGCGUCAAUUGUACUGUUAUGAAUUCUGAAGAGUAAUUUCGUGUAAAAAUUACCAGCUAUUGAAAACGCUGUUUCGGCAUCUACGCUAGCUGGUGGUACUGUUAGCAAUGUGUGAUAUACUAUUUCCAAGUAUUUACCUGUAAAUCCCUCGUCUUCAAAUAAAUCGAUUUCUCGUCGGAUGGUUUUGGAUAUAGCUGAUUUCUGUAUUGUAUUUUGAUUCGUUGAAUUUUUUUUAUUUAUCGCUAAUUCUAAUUUUUGUUCAAGAGACAAUUCCUUUUUACUAUCGACAUUAGUGUCAUCAUAAUCUUCGAUAACUGAACCGAAUUCUUUUGAAUGUGGAUAGGUUUGCAGGUAUAAAAAUUUUAAGAAAAUUUACUCUAAACUUAAUCAGAUUUGAAUUGGUUAUUUUCUUUUCUUCUUUUUCAUUUUAAUUUUUAAAGUCAUUAUUAUUAUGUAAAUACCGUAAGACAUUUUCUAUUUUGGUAUGCCUUUCUUCUGUGCGAUUUUUGAAUGUAAUAUAUAAUUCUUCAUAUAGUGAUGUGUGCUGUUCUUUCAGUGCUGCAACAUGAAAUUUAUUGUUGCAUUAGCUGUUAAUAAAUAAGAAUAUCUCCGACAUAAGCCUCAAUAGUCAGUUUUAUUGGAAGUAGAACUGAUAUAGUUCUGGAUAUUAAGUCGAAUUCACUAUUUGAAAAGUUAAUUUACAGGUUUAAGUUGAUUAUUGCUUUUUGGAUUGGAUUUAUCAGUUUCAAAAAUCGUUCCAUCAUUAGGAGUAAACUGUUCCAACGUGUUUUAGAAUCUAAUUUUAACAUAUAUUCUGUUUUAUUUUCAGUUAGUAUAUAUUUUAGUAAUAAAUCCUUUUUUAUAGGGGCACGUUAAAAUAUUUUAACAAUUUUUCGAACUUUAUAAAUUAUAGGAAGCAAUUCUUGAUAGGUUAAUAUUUCAUCCUCAUGAGCAAUAUCUUCUUCAACAAUUACAUUGUUCAUUAUCUUCAUUGUCAAUAUCACUCUCACUCUUACUCUCUUCAAAGUUGGAACUCCGAAGUUUCUAUAUCCACAGUAUUUGGAUUCUUCUGUUUUUAAUUUUUUGGUAUAAUACAUCUAUUACUCCUAAUUGAUUUCCAUAUGCAUAACAAAACUGCUGAUUUGCACCAAUCAACUUUACAACUUUUUUCAUAACUAUUGAUCCAUCAGUCGUUAUGGAUGCAAUAUUUUCUUUCAGGGAUAAUCCAUGUUUCGCUAAUUUAGAUUUAAGCAAUUAAUUAAGCCAUUAAUUAGCUAAUUAAUUUCGCCCGUUAAGGAGACAUAAAAACAAAAUGUAUACUAUUUUGCUUUGUACGCGAUCCCUGGAUAUAUAAUGAAGACAAUUUUAAAAAUUUCUAGUAAAUACCGAAAAACCGAUAUUUCAACUUGUGAAUACCGGUAUUACAAAAUUGUACAAAUGGCUCAAAAUACCGGUAUUCGGUAUCCCGGCAUACCGGUAUUGCAAUCCCUACAUGUAUCAUUAUUGAAUCGUGCACAAACAUAGUGUAGAAUAUCAGAUGUGUAGAUUAGUGGAUCAGAACUUGUGUGUGUAGUUAUGUUGAUGUUAUAUAUAUAUAUAUAUAUAUAUAUAUAUAUAUA